AUGGCCUCUCUACACGAUGCGCUACACUGCCUCAAGCCCACGACAUGGGACACAGUUCCCCAGUCACCAGACGAGCUCCGCGAGUACGUAAGUGACAUAUUCAAACAAAGUCGCCUGGUAGCCGAGUCACUCCCAGAUCCUCCGCCAUACGACGAUGGCACAAAAACCGGCGCCGAGUCCCAGUCUACGCCUCGAGUAAUUCCCUCAUCAGCUCGAGUAGGCGAGACAGAUCCUGAUGUCACAUCUCUACAAAAGCAAUGGGGCAAACCAAUCAAGAUGGGUGGAGACAACCCCCUUGGCAUACAUGUGUGGAAAUUAUCAGCCAAUGACGGAGGCGGGUCAUGGUUCGGAAGACGAAGCGUCCACGAGGGUAUGCCAUUCACUCGAUGGCAGGAGAAGAUAUCUUCAGAGUACGACGAGACAUUAAAGGUUAAUCGGAAGAAGAUCGAGAAGGGACAGACGCCCGACAAGUGCAUCCGCGGCAUUGGAGCGGAGGAGAAAGUCGAGACCAUGGAGGUGAAGGGGGAAGAUGGAUCGGUGAUUGCCCAGUUAACGCUUUAUCAUGUUUCCGCGCAAUUUCCAAAACCGACAGCACCGCGAGACUUCGUGACUCUUAUGAUUACAUCGGCUUCUGGGUUGCAGAUUGGUGGAAGUAAGCAGACUGGCCGCAGCUGGCUGAUGAUUUCUAAGCCUUGCAAUCAUCCUGAUAUUCCGAUUAAGCAGGGAUACACUCGGGGUGAAUAUGAGUCUGUUGAGCUCAUCCGUGAGAUCCCCAGGAACAAGGAAACUGGCAGCAGCAGUAGCAGUGUAUCCAGUGCAAGCGGGAAGCAGAAAGAUGGCAAUAAGGAAGAUCUACUGUCAAAUGGCGAAAGUCAGCACCAAGAAGCCCAAGAGAAAGAGGAUGAUUCCAAUCCAGUUGAAUGGAUCAUGGUUACUAGGAGUGACCCUGGCGGGAGCAUUCCAAGGUGGAUGGUUGAUAAAGGCACCCCAAGAAGCGUAGGAGCGGAUGCCGCCAAGUUUGUUGAUUGGGCCAUACAGGAUGAUAAAGCUACGCAGAAAGAAGGCAAUGGGCAAGAUACUUCCAGCCAGGGGGAUGAUUGUUCCGGCACAAAAUCAAGCGAGUCGACCAGAGAAUCUCACCAGGAUGAUAAAGAAGAAGGACAGAAUAGCGAUUCGGAAUCGGACCUAACGGACUCGGAUAUAUCUCACCAUGGAUUGAUCGCAAGUGUUUCCGGUCUGAUCAGCUCCAGCCUUGAACGAUACGCUCCUAGAGCCGUUUAUGAUUACAUGCCACACGCUCAAGGGUCACCGCGCUCUGCACCAGGGGCAUUUGACGCAUCGGAACUACCUAUCGAUGACGCAGAAAGCGGCAGUUACAAAUCAGCCACCACGAAGGAAUACCAGGAAACUCAGUCACUUGGCAAAGAGCCCGAGCAAGCCUCAGUAGCCUCUGGAAGAUCUGGAGUGGUCACCCCGAUAGCGGAAGACAUGGUCCAAAACAACCUCAAUCCAACCGAACUCAUGGAAAUGACGAAAAACGGAAAGCUCACCUCAAACGAAAAAGAAUUGGCAAAGCUUGCCCUCCGCAAACGAGAUAUCGAGUCCAAGCUUGACAAGAUUCGCUCCGAGAUCGACAAUCUUCAUCUCGUACCACAUAGCCUUCCCUCAACACCAACGAAAGGGCUCAAUGGUGAAAUAGACAGUGAUACGAGCGGUAUGCUCAAGAAGGCGGCGGAAAAUCGAGCUGCAACACCGGCGAGUAGCUCCGGAAAACAAAGUCAACAGGAAAGCAGUAGCAGUGGAGACCAAGGAGGUUCCCAGAUACAGACCCCCACAUCUGAAUUGCCGGCUCAUAUGCACAAGGCGGCUUCGCAGCUAUUCAACGACGAAGCUAAGCUGUUGAAGCAGUUGCGUAAGAUCGAGGCCAGUCAAUUGAAGGUUGCGUCAAAGAUUGAAACGCGGCGGCGUAAGGAUGCUGAACGCUCGGAAAAAUCCAAGUCUCGAUCUGAGGCCGACAAUUUGCGACAAGAGGUCAAAGACUUGAAGAAAGAAGUGGACAAGUUGCGCUCUGAGCGCCAGAAGUGGGUGGACCUGGUUGCAUCCUUGCAAGCGGAGAAUACGAAGUUAGUAGCAGCAAGGAAGGAAGACUAG
Penicillium angulare is the source of this 2151-nucleotide messenger RNA. RefSeq lists its product as uncharacterized. The coding region runs from base 1 to 2151 and encodes 716 amino acids. The transcript has a single exon. The record is from RefSeq and is a predicted model, not a curated record. NCBI's taxonomy places the organism in Eukaryota, Fungi, Ascomycota, Eurotiomycetes, Eurotiales, Aspergillaceae.